AUGGCAUGGAAAACUCCCCAUCAUGCAGAAGGAGGGAGCAGUGCCUCUGUUGCACGAAUCAGAGACUACAGCAAAACUCUGCAUAAGAAAACUACAUUGUUGGGCUCUGUGGAUCUGGAAGUCAACAAGAAAACUAUAGUAGAACGACCAAUAGAUCUGAAAAACAGAAAACUAACUUUGCCAAUGAAUAGAUCUUGGCCAAACAUAAAUGCAGCAAAACUGGAGUUAAACCACAGAGAAGGCAAGAGCAGAAAUAUUCCUGGAAAAACAUCUAAUUUUGAUAAACAUUUUGCAAAAGUGGGUGAGGAUGAAUCAGAACAUUCACGCGAUGUACUUGAUGAAGAACAGUAUCCCUAUGAUACUGUAAAAACUUCCAGCUUGGAGGCAAUGCAUGCUUUGAAAAUUUUGCCUGCCAAACCUAUAAAAGAAUCCGAGUAUGCAGAUCAAAGGUAUUUAGGAGAUUCAGCUACUACUCACAUUUCUAGAAACACUAAAUCCUCUGUCAUCAGCCAGCCAAAGUCCUCUGACUCCCCUCGAGACUUAGGUCAAUGCAGAUAUGUUUCAGAGGAGAGCAGAGUCUCAAAUGUUAAAGGUCCUGCUCUAAAACAAAGCAUGAAGCCAAAACUUUUUACUGAAAUCACAAGAGAAAAAGAAAAAGUAAUUGGAUCACAGAACCCUUUGCCCCCUCCAAGGCCUCUUAAGACACUUCCAAAGCAAUAUCAGCCACUUCCUCCAGAACCAGAGGGAAGCAGCCAGCUGCCUCAUACAAGGAAAAUAUUUAGUCAGGCUCACACCUUUCCAAUGUCAGCAAAGAACACCAGACACCUAUCUGUUAAGGAGUUAAAUGAAGCACUUGGAAAAGGAAGAGAUAUCAACAGGGAAGUGGCAUUAGCUUUCCAAACAAGACAGCAAAAACAAAAAUAUCAUCCUUCAUCCAGCCCUCCUUGUAUGCCGAGUAGUAAAAGUUUUCAAGGCUCAGGAUCUAGAUUAAACAUACAAAACUGUUCAAUUGAGAGGUCACCAUCUCCAGGAAAGCACAAGCCUUCUGAAUGUAGAUCACAAGGUAUAUAUGUAAACCUGCCAACACUGCAUCUUAGGAAGCCUGCUGAAAAGGAUUUAAAUAAAUAUGACUGGUAUACCGGAGAAUUUGAUCGUCAGAAAGCAGAAGAGGCUUUGUUACAGGAGAACAUCGAUGAGACAUUCUUGGUCAGAGACUGUUCAACAAAAUCAAGUUCUGAACCAUAUGUGCUGGUCAUAUAUUAUGGAAACAAGGUAUACAAUAUUAAAAUACGUUUUCUGGAAGACAGCCAGCAAUAUGCAUUGGGAACAGGGCUCAGAGGAGAUGAUAAGUUUGGUUCUGUGCAAGAAAUCAUUGACUUCUACACAUAUGUUCCCAUUACACUUAUUGAUGGAAAGGAUAAGUCUGGAAUCCAGACAGAACAAUGUUACCUAACACACCCUUUUAAGUUGAACAGAAGAUACCUCUUACCCUAAGUGAUUUCAACUGUUUGUAUAAAUGUAGAAAUAAGAACACUUCAAUAUUUAAUAUCUGUGUAGAAAUUAGGAGAUUAGACUUGAGUUCAACAAGAAUGAGAACUCUUCAUUGUAUUCAUGAGAAACUUCCAUGAAAUGUGAUUUCUCAUAUGUGAGACUAGAUCAAAUUGUACUCUGCUGUGCAUGAUUAAAAUUAUGAAAUAUACAAAAGUGAAACUUCAAAUAGAGGGUGUUGUUGCAUGUACAAAUAAAUGUCAUAGUACAACUGCACAAAUAAAAGGUAUGAAAAGCAGUUAACUUCUAAGCAAUAUUUUGCCUGUCUUGCUGAUAACUGAUAAACUGUUUGAUUGCUUAUAUUAACAAAACCUCUCCAUUACUAGGAAUACAAAAUAAAUCCAUGAAACAAAACAAUGUAAUAUAUUAGAAUUGCAUUACAAAAUAUUCCCGCAUUUAAACUCAGAAAAGUUGCAUCUAACUUGGUGCUUAUUGUUUAACCAUUUCUCUAUUGGGGCAGACUACAGGCUGGUUUUAAACAAACAAUCCAAUCACCUGCUCAGUAGGGGACCAAUCCAAUAUUCAUGAAACCAAUUACAGUCUUUCAACAGACUUCAGCCACCACUGGAUCAAUCCUUGAGGGGCUCAUUUAGGAAUUUGGGGAUUGGUCCUGCUCUGAGCAGGGGGUUGGACUAGAUGACCUCCUGAGGUCCAUUCCAACCCUAAUAAUCUAUGAUUCUAUGAUUCUGGAUCAGACUUUAGGGCUGGUCUCCAUGAGAUAAAUCUUACUACUAGGGAUGACUAACAGUAACUAUUCUUCAGCUCAAGCAACAGAGGCUUGUGUUUCAUUCCCAAUUCUUCAAACCCUUAUGGAGGUAAGAUUACUCACACAUUUAGUCCCGUUGAAUUCAUACCCUAUGCAAACUUGAGAGGAAAUCAUAGUCAGAGGCACUAGAGCAUAAUUCUGGCCACUUUAAAAAUACACACACUAAAAAGUUUGUACAAAAAGAAUUUCUUAUGUAAUAUAUAGUAUAUAUUUACAUCAUUUGAGAUUUGCACAGUUUCUGUAGUUUAAAUUCAGCUUGAAUGUAUAGGGCAAACCUUGCUUCUGUUCCUCAAACCUUCAGUGGGUCUCUCAAGCGUGCUUCCCACGAGAUUGGUUAGAUGAUUAAAAUAUAAUAGAAAAUAGAAUCAGUCAGAAUCAGUUUAACAAAUCAGGAACAAGAAACAGUAUCUUGUCUGGCAGGAUGCAGGAAAAUAAUUGUUAUAGAGCCCUAAUAGGGUAUUCCAACCCCUAUUCUAAUUUCUACUGGGCGCAUCAAGCUGCAGAUCUGCCCUGAGAAACAGAAAGCCAUACCCAACUCCCAGACAGCCUCUCUCUUGGAGCAUACUCUGUCAAAGGAAACUCAGCACAGGAGAGAAUCCAGGUCACACACUUUAUCUCAAGUCACAAAAAUAUUAAAAUUCCAAAAGGAAAA
Molecule: messenger RNA, 2966 nt
Organism: Gopherus evgoodei (Goodes thornscrub tortoise)
Lineage: Eukaryota; Metazoa; Chordata; Testudines; Testudinidae
Gene: CLNK
Product: cytokine dependent hematopoietic cell linker
Biological process (GO): cell surface receptor protein tyrosine kinase signaling pathway; intracellular signal transduction
Source: RefSeq, a predicted model, not a curated record